GAACGUUUUAAAACUGUUCGUUAAGAAUUUCUGUUGGCUUCCAAAAAGUGUGUGUAAGUCUUGCUCCACGAUGAUAGAUUCUCGGACGGACACGAACUUUGACGACGAUUUGUGCAAUCAAAAUCGGGAAAAUUUUGAACUAAGAGACCCGCCUGGAAGUCUGAAAGGGAGCAGGCGAGUUGUUUUAUCGGCGAAAAACUUCCAGGCGAGCGAUUACGAAGGAACACCUUUGGUUUUGAGACCCAUCGAAGGAAUUGUUAUACAGACGACUUUCAACGAAUCGAGGAAACUGGAUCUGCCGAAAUAUCGCAAGUCAGGCGUUCAGACGUCACGCCACGGCGGAACAAACCGAUCGCUGUCCGGAGGUCGGGAUGUCUUACGGAGGCGCCGGAUAGCAGCGAACGCUCGCGAAAGAAGACGAAUGCAGAGUUUGAAUGUGGCGUUCGACAGACUACGGGAUGUUAUUCCAUCUUUUAAUGACAACAGCAAACUGUCGAAAUACGAGACACUACAAAUGGCCCAGACAUAUAUCGAUGCGCUACAGGAUAUCCUUGACAAACACCAGUCAUAGACACAUUGGUACAUCUCGUGACGUCAUUGGAAAUGUGUGUGCCUGUGAGAAAACUUGUGAAUGAUGAUUAUUAGUCAAGUUACUUCCAUCGACAUUAUUUAUAUAUACGUGUAUAUGAGAAUACUUUUUAUAGGAUGUGAAUGUUUGCUGUACCAAAAACUAAUUGAUAGGAGUGAAUUUCAUUUUAUUUUAUUUUAUUUUAUUUUAUAUUAUUUUAUUUUGUUUUUUCAUUUUAUAUAUUUUAUUUUUGCAUUUUCAUCAAUACAUUGUAAAUAAACAGAAUGUACAAUGACAGAAUAACAAUUAUUAUUACAGUUCCAUUUUUGAAGCAAUAAUAUGUACUAAUUAUACGUAUUUAGUCCUUUAAAAUGAUUUAAAGGUCACAUAACUGCUUGGUUUAUUGGUGCUUUUUUUCCCACGAAUAUUUUGGAUAAACAUAUUAUUGACAGAUUUUACAAUCAGCUUGUUUUAUUCGUGGGGUUUUUUUUCACGAAUAUUAUAUAUACAAAUAAAUUAAUGUGAAUCAUUAUAUGUAUUAGUUGUCACUAACUUGAAAAAGAAAUAUUUUAAUUACGUUACCCUAGUACAUUAGUUAGAAAUUUGGUAACUGAAAAUUAUCUAGAGUCUGAGAAAACAUACCUAUA
This is a messenger RNA of Gigantopelta aegis, 1215 nucleotides long. RefSeq names its product protein lin-32-like. Lineage: Eukaryota; Metazoa; Mollusca; Gastropoda; Neomphalida; Peltospiridae. Bases 71 to 571 code for a protein of 166 amino acids. Gene Ontology annotation, molecular function: protein dimerization activity. The record is from RefSeq and is a predicted model, not a curated record. The transcript has a single exon.